AUGCUUGGAUUGAACCUCUACUGUUGCAUAGUCCCAUGCUGUAGACAGGCCAAGUAUGGAAGCAGCUUCAACACAAUAGUUCCGCAGCGGAGAAACGAGGUUUCGCAUGGAAGAAUGAGAUUUAGAGUGAGGGCACUGAAAGAUGAAAAGAAUGGAGCACCUGGUCAGAGCUGGGAUCCCGGUUUGGAGAUCGAGGUCCCGUUCGAACAACGCCCGGUAAACGAGUACUCGUCUCUGAAAGACGAGACCUUAUACUCGUGGGCCGACCUCAGCCCCGGAUCAUUCUUCCUACGCCUCGGAGGACUCUGGUUGGUCACUUUCACAGUCCUGGGCGUGCCUAUUGCAGCGGCCAGCUUCAAUCCUUCAAAGGAUCCUUUACGAUUUGUCCUUGCUGCGGGAACAGGAACUCUCUUUCUCGUUUCAUUGAUUGUCCUGAGGAUUUAUCUGGGAUGGAGUUAUGUUGGCGAUAGGCUUUUAUCCGCAGUCAUACCAUAUGAAGAGACUGGAUGGUAUGAUGGGCAGAUGUGGGUGAAACCACCAGAGAUCCUUGCCCGAGACAGGUUGCUUGGCUCAUACAAGGUUAAACCAGUCAUCAAGUUGCUGAAGCAGACUCUAGUUGGAACCGGAGCACUGCUUGUUGCAGCUGUUUCACUUUUUAUUUUUGCAACACCAGUAGAGGAAUUCAUCCAAAAGACCUUUGUCCAGAAAGAAAAUUUAUCCAACAUCUCGACCUCAAAGACAGCUGAUAAGAUCAAUAUAAGGAAGGAGGAGCUGCUAAGAUUGCCACUUGAGGUGAUGUCUGACAAUGAUCUAGCAGCGGCAGCUGCGGAAGCUGCUGAUGGAAGGCCUGUCUAUUGCAGAGACAGGUAUUACCGUGCAUUAGCAGGUGGGCAAUACUGCAAGUGGGAGGACCUACUCAAGUAACAGAUUAAAGAUGAACAAUUAUUCAAUUUUGACACCAUGCACAAGGUCAGUUGACCAUAUUAGCUGGAGCUACAGACCAUUUGGAAAGCGCCAGAUACAAAAUCAGAAAUGCAGGAAAUGUUUGAACUUCAAUGUGGAAAUUUUGUAACAUAGCACUCAGAUAAAUGACAUGGUUCAGUAGCUUCCAGAUAGGACUACUACUAAUUCAAGACCGUACAUGCCACUAUAUAACAUUAUGCAUAAAUUUAGGAAUACCAUGUUGGGAUCGGGGAUCUAUUUCUCCCCUGCAAAUCCAUCAUCAAAA
This is a messenger RNA of Salvia miltiorrhiza (redroot sage), 1228 nucleotides long. Its product is annotated as protein CONSERVED IN THE GREEN LINEAGE AND DIATOMS 27, chloroplastic. The record is from RefSeq and is a predicted model, not a curated record. The transcript has 7 exons. Lineage: Eukaryota; Viridiplantae; Streptophyta; Magnoliopsida; Lamiales; Lamiaceae. The coding region runs from base 1 to 924 and encodes 307 amino acids.